Musa acuminata subsp. malaccensis (wild Malaysian banana) is the source of this 2317-nucleotide messenger RNA. RefSeq names its product cleavage stimulating factor 64. Gene Ontology annotation, molecular function: mRNA binding. The record is from RefSeq and is a predicted model, not a curated record. Gene Ontology annotation, cellular component: mRNA cleavage and polyadenylation specificity factor complex. Gene Ontology annotation, biological process: mRNA 3'-end processing. NCBI's taxonomy places the organism in Eukaryota, Viridiplantae, Streptophyta, Magnoliopsida, Zingiberales, Musaceae.
CUAAUCGUCAGGCCUUCCUCUUCAUGCGAAUCGCUACUGCUGCUGCUGCAUAAAUCAAAGGGUCAACUCCGACCACGAUUCCGGAAACAUAAACGCCCUCUUCCCUUCUUCCUCCGGUCCUUUCCCCCUUGUCCUAACCCCGCCGCCGUCUCCUCCUCCCACCUCGCCUCGCGCCCGCCCCCUGAAUUCCGAUAAUUAAAGAAAAGCCCUCUUUUUAGAUCUCCCGCACCGCCUCUCGUUCCUCUUGCCAGCGCGGGACUUCGAGUUUCCAUGUUGUGACCUGCCCCUGCCCGUCGAUCGAAUCUGUCUGUAUAUGGAUCGCGGCCGCCUCUCUGGCUGCGACUGUUGGAUUGGAAGCGGUGGCGAUCGCAGAAGAGAAGGGCCGGAGACCGAGUGGAAGGAGGCUCGCCCCUUGUCAUGACAUGGCCGCCUCCGGUGGUUCCCAGCACCGCUGCGUCUUCGUUGGUAACAUACCGUAUGAUGCAACGGAGGAGCAGCUUAUUCAGAUAUGCGAGGAAGUUGGCCCCGUGGUGUCCUUCAGGUUGGUAUUUGAUAGAGAAACUGGAAAACCCAAAGGUUAUGGGUUUUGUGAGUAUAAAGAUGAAGAAACAGCUCUGAGUGCUCGCCGCAACCUUCAGGGCUAUGAGAUAAAUGGUCGUCAGUUACGAGUUGACUUUGCCGAAAAUGAUAAAAAUGCUGACCGUAACAGGGAGCAGGGUCGUGGUGGACCAGGAUUGGCGUCAAGUGCUGAUGUUCAAAAACAAUUUAGUGGAGCCCCUAUCUUGGGUGAUUCAACUCUUCAUCAACCACUAGGGCUUCCAUUAGCUGCAACCGCUGCUUCUGUCAUGGCUGGAGUUCUCGGUGGAGCUCAGACUUCUAAUGCACAAAAUGUGUUACAGAGCCAACCUGGAGUAGGAAAUGAUCCCUUGACUCACUAUCUGUCUAGAUUAUCUAAACACCAAAUGCAUGAAAUUAUGUCUGAGAUGAAGGCCCUGACUGCUAAGAACAAGGCUCUAGCUCACCAACUUUUGCAAGCAAGUCCACAGUUGUCCAAAGCUCUUUUUCAGGCACAGAUAAUGCUUCGCAUGGUUACACCACAGAUGAUGCAGAUGGCAGGGAGUGGCCAAUCAUCAAUUUCAACCUCUCAAAUUUCAUCCCAUCUUGGGCAGGCAUCUUCACAAACACUAGGUGGAAAGUUGUCUAAGCCACCUGAGACUCUAGUGCCAAUCACAUCACAGAGCCCCGUAAUCCUCAAACAGGCUUCGUUACCUAUUCAGCAAGUCCAUGUUCAACCUCAAUACCAGCUCCCACCACUGCCACAAGGUCAAGUGUUACAAGGAACUUUACCAUCAAGCUGGCCUCAAUCUAUUGAUGGUGUUCCACUUCAGCCUUCUCCUUUAUCAUCAUCCAUAUGCCCGAUAUCACAGAGUCAAACCCCUCUUUCACAGCAGCCAGUACCAACUGUUGCAAGUUUAACGCAUCAUCCUCAGCUGGCACAUCCAAAUACUGCUCUGCAACAGGCAAACUUGUCACGCCCAUCUAUUUCUCAGACUGGCUUGUCAAAUGUUCAACCACCGUCAGUUGGAUUAGAGACACUUCCAAGACAAAUUUCAACAUCUUCUGCAGAUUCAGUCCGGACUUCAAGAAUCAAUACACAAAGUUUAAGUGGGGGACCAGCAGAUCGAACAAGUAUGGCAGCUCAUAUUUUGGAACCAAUAAGUUAUCCUCCUGCAAAAUUACGAAGGUUAGAAGAUGGAAGUGGUGCCACGCAAACAUUGAUCAUUAAUCCUGCUGUUAAUAAUGCUGCACUUCGAACACUUGGAUCUGGCACAGUUGCUGGGAGUCAAACCAUCGUAACAGAUUCGGUUGGACAUUCUGAGAAGCAGAUGCCUCAGAUUCCACCUGAAGUAGAGUCAGCUCUACUGCAGCAAGUACUGAGUCUAACACCAGAACAGUUGAGUUCGUUACCGUUAGAGCAGCAACAGCAAGUGCUUCAGCUCCAGCAGAUGUUAUCAGCUAGCAAAUAGUGUAGCUUGAUUUAGCCGAUCCCUCAGCCGUCCUUGUUGGUUGUGUUAUGUGCAUUCAUUCUUUGAUUUAUAAGAUGUUGGAGAGGAAGAGAAAGCAUAAGGGUCUAUCACCCACCACCUGUGGACCGAACAAUGCAAGGUUUUGUUUCCUUGCUUACAUGUAACACUAGGCGAUAAUUUAUAGCCUUUGAAUUCCUUUUUUUCUCUCUCCUUCCUUCCACCAGGUGGUGCCAAUUGCUUAAUGUUCAAAAAUCUUACAAGGAUUAUGAAAGCAACAAUGUUUGUGACAA